Cheilinus undulatus (humphead wrasse) is the source of this 4782-nucleotide messenger RNA. RefSeq names its product polymerase (RNA) mitochondrial (DNA directed) (gene polrmt). Gene Ontology annotation, biological process: mitochondrial transcription. The record is from RefSeq and is a predicted model, not a curated record. Bases 52 to 4017 code for a protein of 1321 amino acids. Gene Ontology annotation, cellular component: mitochondrial DNA-directed RNA polymerase complex. Gene Ontology annotation, molecular function: protein binding; mitochondrial promoter sequence-specific DNA binding; DNA-directed RNA polymerase activity. The transcript has 21 exons. Lineage: Eukaryota; Metazoa; Chordata; Actinopteri; Labriformes; Labridae.
UGGCUGCCUAGUGCUCGGUAGUAACGCGGUUAUGGAUUAUAACAUGUCAACAUGUCACUUCUUCGUGUAUCUGCCUUUGCUAAAUGUCUAAAUCGUCGCAGUUUGUUUGAAAAGUGUGCUAUCCGCGUGUCUUUAGCGGACUGCUGUCAGUGUGUGUCUUUAAGGAGCGGGGCUGUCAGGAGAAUCUCAGAGACUCCCCUCCAGCUUCAGCGAAGGAAUGUCUCGUUAAAAACAGAGGUUGGAAAGAAACGUGUGCUAGAGCAGUAUCAGCUGUUAGAUGUGCUCGAGGCCAGAAUCCAUCAACUCCAAGCUGACAUCGUUCUAGAUGUCCACCAUGCAAAGGUGCAGAUUGUUAAAGCCCCUUCUUCUGGAAGAGGGGGUUUCCCUGGUAAGGGUCCUAAAAUUGGCUCCCCAGAGAAAACUGGCAUUACACAGUCAGAACAGACUGUUUCUAAAGGAGCCUCUAAGUCUCAGCCAAGCCGAUGGAUGGAAAAAUUAUCCAAGGAGAAGAAAACCAAACUCAAGAAGCUGCAGAACAUCCAGAGGAAUGCUGACAAUAAAGCAGCCAACAAAUCUAAAGGAAAUACGAGCAGCUCAAUGCUCCCUGGGACCUCACAUAAGAUUAUUUCAACCUCAGCUAAAAAGACUUCACCAUUGACUAAAAAAAGCAAGGGCCACAAAAAAUUGGCUGAUGAGAUUCCUGAUGUAGUUUCUACGUCCACCGCUGCUCCUUCUGCAGCAGCGCUGCAUAAAAUGUCUAGAGAGAGACCGAAGCAGCAACAAAACCAGAUUCACUCUGAAGAGACACAAACUGUUACUGAUGCAGAGAGCAGGGCCAAAGAGCUGGCUGAGGUGGAAGAGCUGGAGAGGAGGCUAAAUCAUCAAGCAGGGCACUUAGUUUAUUCAAGGAAGUCACAGCGCCAACAGGACACUGAAGGAGUUGUGUGUAGGAACAUGCAGAUGAGCAUCCAUUCUUACCUGGAGGCAUGCGUGUUUGCAGGGGAAAUUGAGAGAGCUCAUAGUUUCCUGCUCAACCAGCACAGAAUCGUGACUCGGCGAAAGUUUCUCAACGCAGACAUCUACAACAUCGUAAUGAGGGUGUGGGCCAAGAAGGGCACAUUAAACCAGAUCGGGCGCGUGUUUAUCCUGUUAGAGGAGGCUAGUCUGAAGCCAAAUCUGGGAUCCUACUGUUCUGCCCUGGAAUGUAUGGGCCGCAUUCCCAACUGCUCCCCGAAGAUUGUCAAAAGGUGCCUGGAACAGAUGAAGGAGGAUGGCCUAUCAGUUGACGACAUGUUCAACCAGUGUGUGUUUCGUCAAGAUGAGAGAGAUGUGGCACUAAAGGCAAUUCGCAUUGUCCAGCCAGACUAUGAGCCCAAACUCAACAGCAACACAAGGGAGUGCUACCCACCCCUGGUUCAGGACUACUACACACAGAGAGCAGACCACCAGUACCCCAAACUGGACUUCACUCGUGAGGAGCUCCAGGAGCGCUUCAGCCGUCAGCUCAGUAUGGAGCAGGCCUGUACGAUCACCAUCGACUCUGUGGAGGGGUCCAAGGUUGUCACUGAAAACAUGGCCAAAAUGAGGAAGCUGCUGGCAGAUCAGCGGGCACAGUGGCAGAAGAUCCUCCUCCAGGCCUUAAGGGAGAGCAAGAUGAUCCAGCCUAACCCCUGCAACAGGAGCUACAAGCUUAACCUUUAUCCCUACCUCUUUCUGCUGGAGGACAGGGAGUAUGUUGACAUCAUGAUACAGAGUGUUGCCAACAUGCCUCCCAGUGGAGACGCACUGAAGACUUUUGCCAGUGACCUGGGCAACAGGGUCUUCACCAAGUACUCUGUGCGGCAGAAGAACAAAAACCAAAUGGUGGAGAAGCUGGGCAACAUUUACAAUUGCUAUGUAGACCUGCUGGCCAGAGAUCAUGAGGCCUGUGAUGCUCUUCCCAGGGAGCUGUGGUGUAACCUGGAAACGAAACAUAGUCCAGGACCUACACUGCAAGGUGGAGAGAUUCAUUGGCCAUACACAGUAACUCUGGAGCUGGGCACCUUCAUGGUGGAUUUGAUGAUUAAAAACCUCAAAAUUAAUAGUGACAUCCUGGACUCGACUAACGACAGGAAGUUAAUCCCGAUUCUCUACCACAUGUACACCUUCCGCAGCACACGACAAGUGGGCUUCAUCAAACCCCACCCCAUCCUGACUCAGAUGCAGCAGGAGGCCAUGGAAACCAAGCUAACCUUCGACUCUUAUGUGAUGCCAAUGCUUUGCCCUCCCAUUCCCUGGACCUCCGUCAAAUUUGGAACAUACCUGCUGACACCCACCAAGCUGAUGCGCUCAGUGGAAGGGGCCACACAACAUGAGGUGUUGCUGGAAAAAUGCCAGAACCUCCAUGCAGUCCUUGACUCUCUGAACCAGCUUGGCAACUGUGCCUGGAGGAUCAACAAACCCAUGUUGGAUAUAAUGAUCUCCAUCUUUAAUGAUCGAGGCAGCGAAAAGCUCGACAUCCCUCCUCCUAUGUCAGAGGCCCCGGAAAUUCCUUACUUUAACCCCAAAGAUCCUGUUUACACUGCAGACGAGAAAACUCACAUGAAGAGGGAAGUGAUCAAGGCCAAAAAGAAAUGCAGUGAGAUGCACAGCCUGCGUAUGGAUGCCCUCUAUAAACUCUCAAUCGCCAACCAUAUGAGGGAUGAGGUCUUCUGGUUCCCUCACAACAUGGACUUUAGAGGACGUACAUACCCAUGUCCCCCGUACUUCAAUCACCUAGGAAGUGAUGUCACAAGAGCUAUCCUUGUGUUUGCAGAGGGGAAGAAACUUGGUCCAAAGGGCCUGGACUGGCUAAAGAUUCACUUAGUAAAUCUAACAGGUCUGAAGAAAAAGAGCUCAAUGCAGGGACGUCUGGAGUACGCCAACACCAUCAUGGAUGACAUUUUGGACUCUGCGGACAACCCUUUCACUGGUAAGAAGUGGUGGAUGAAUGCAGAUGAGCCUUGGCAGGCUCUGGCCUGCUGCAUGGAGAUUGCCAACGCUGUGAGAUUCCCUGAUCCAACACAGUUCAUCUCUCAUUUCCCUGUUCAUCAGGACGGCUCCUGUAAUGGUCUCCAGCACUACGCUGCUCUGGGUAGAGAUGUUAUCGGUGCCACAUCAGUCAACCUCAUGCCCUGUGAUGUGCCCCAGGAUGUGUACAGCGGAGUAGCACAGCAGGUGGAAGAGUUCCGAGCACGGGAUGCAGAACAAGGUCUGAAGAUUGCCCAGGUCCUGGAGGGCUUCAUCAGCAGGAAGGUGGUCAAACAGACUGUGAUGACUGUGGUGUACGGGGUCACACGCUACGGGGGGCGCCUCCAGAUAGAGAAAAGACUGAGGGAGAUUGAUGAGUUCCCUAAGGACUAUAUAUGGGAUGCAUCUCAUUACCUGGUCCGUUUGGUGUUCAGUGGCUUGAAAGAGAUGUUCACAGGGACCAGAGAGAUCCAGGAUUGGCUGACGGAAAGUGCCACGCUCAUCUCCAAGUCUGGCCACACUGUGGAGUGGGUGACACCCCUGGGUUUACCCGUCAUUCAGCCCUAUCACCGUACACGCACCCAUGUGUUUAAGAGCGCCAUGCAGGAUAUCAACCUCCAGAUCAGCUACGACACCAAAGAGAGGCCAGACACAAUGAAACAGAAGAACGCCUUCCCACCAAACUUCAUUCACUCUCUGGACUCCACACACAUGAUGCUGACUGCCCUCCACUGCUACAGUGCUGGCCUGACAUUCGUCUCAGUUCAUGACUGUUUCUGGACCCACGCCCUCACAGUGGACACCAUGAACAAGAUCUGUCGGGAACAGUUUGUCGCUCUGCACAGCCAGCCAAUCCUUCAAGAGCUUUCCACCUUCCUGCUGGAGAAAUACUGCAACAAUGUCCAGGCGGAGGCGAAGAACAAGAAGUACCAGGCGUACAGGAAGCUGAUGUUGCUGCUGGCCAAUGUGCCCCAGACAGGUGAUUUUGAUCUUAAACAGGUGAAAGAAUCCACUUUUUUCUUCAGCUGAGAAGCUCGUGAGGGGAAACCAGUGGAGGGAGAUGAGUGGAAUCGACAGAGUGCAGCAUGGAGGCUAAAGCCCCGGGGUUUCAGCUGGCUUUGUCUCCCUCAGACAUCAGUACAUUGAUCCAGCGGCGCCCUGCCUGCCUCCUGGUCUGUAGGCUGGCUGGAGCUGCUGGAGGCGUUAACACACACUGAACCUGCCUGAUUAACAGACUGCUGGGCUGAUUGGUGGAAACGGUGGGAGGCAAAAGAUGAAGGAAUCAGCCCCAGGGGGGAGUGUGGAGUGUCCAAUCAGUGAAAGAAGAGCUUUUAUAACCUCAUUCAGGUGCAUGUGUGUGUACACACCUGAGUAGUACUGACACGGAAUCACAUGUUAACUCUCUCUCUGUUUAUUUUCUUAGCACAUGAACUGCUGUAAAGUUAUACAAAGCAAAAGUGGUCAUCUAAAACUGUGAGUGCAAGCAAAUGAUUGUUUUGUGUGUGUUUGUGUGCAUAUUUUGAUGUGAAGGCGUCCAUGGGUGCAUAACAGAUUGAAAAAUUCUCUGUCAUUGUUCAAACAUUUCACUUUUUCUGAAGGUAAAAGAAGAGACUUUUGAAAACAAGUGAAGGCGUACUGUACUGUAACAGGAGAUGGAGGACUCUUAUGCAAGGAGAAUCCUUGAGCUGUUAACCAAGGGGCUUCAUACAUAUAUUGUUUGCCAGUGUGCUCUCCUUUUUAGCUUCUCAGAGUGACUAAGCACUUAACAGUUACCCUAAAAUAAAUAUGUUUCUU